Molecule: messenger RNA, 2742 nt
Organism: Diaporthe citri
Lineage: Eukaryota; Fungi; Ascomycota; Sordariomycetes; Diaporthales; Diaporthaceae
Exons: 6
Coding region: 1-2742 (913 amino acids)
Biological process (GO): transmembrane transport; chloride transport
Cellular component (GO): Golgi apparatus; membrane; early endosome
Molecular function (GO): voltage-gated chloride channel activity
Source: RefSeq, a predicted model, not a curated record
AUGAACGACGGCCUCGCCAACGGGGAGGCCUCGUCGUCAUCCUCCUCCCAGUCGCCCCAGCACGCGUCACAUGCGCUACCGCCCCACCACGAGGACGACGCACAGCGCCCGGGCACGGCAGACAGCGACCUCCUCGGCGAAGACCCCCUGAGCCAGGACCUCGCCGAGCCGAUCUCCUUCAAGCGCAAGCAGAAGCGCCCCGGCGUCGGCCUGGGCUUGCUCACGAGCCUGACGGGCUCCCUGCUGGACCAGAGAGGGGGAAACGGGUCACAUGCCGAUGCGGGCAGGCUACAGGACGAGGAGCCUGACGAGGCCCCAUACCCAGAGACCUACCAUUCCUCGCCCAGGAGGAGGGGCGGAGGCACCAACAAUACAACCACGGGCUCGACUCCCAAGGACGGGGCUCCCCUCGACUGGCACGUCGAGGGCCCAGGCCAGCGCGUAGGCUACGAGAACCUGACGGCCAUCGACUGGAUCUUCGAAUACACAAAGGAGAGGGCCCGGCUCAGGGUGCUGCACUCGAGCGCUGUAGGACUCGUGGGCUACGCCCAGAGGCUGCUCGAUUCCAGCCAGGAAUGGGUCAUCCUCGUCCUGACCGGGCUGCUCGUCGGGGCUCUCGCCGCCGCCAUAGACAUCGUCUCGGACUGGCUGGGCGACCUGAAGGCCGGGUACUGUUCUACGACAGACGGCGGUGCUUUCUACCUGAACAAGAACUUUUGCUGCCUGGGCUACGACGAAGGGGCGCAGUGCAUGGGCUGGCGUCCGUGGGCUACAGCAUUGCACAUAUCAUCAGCUGGGGGAAAGUGGAUCAUAGAAUAUUUCUUUUUCAUCUCCUUGUCGGUUCUUUUUGCUCUUUGCGCCAGCAUUUUGGUAAAGGAGUACUCGGUCUAUGCAAGGCACAGUGGUAUACCCGAGAUCAAGACUGUGUUGGGGGGUUUUGUCAUUCGGCGCUUUCUCGGUACAUGGACGUUGGUCACGAAAUCCCUUGGACUGUGUUUGGCUGUGGCGUCCGGAAUGUGGUUGGGAAAGGAGGGCCCCUUAGUCCACGUUGCAUGCUGCUGCUCGAAUCUUUUCAUCAAGCUUUCUCCCGCCAUAAAUGAGAAUGAAGCUCGAAAGAGAGAGGUGCUCUCUGCCGCAGCGGCAUCAGGCAUAUCUGUGGCCUUUGGUGCGCCUAUAGGUGGAGUGCUGUUCAGUCUUGAGCAAAUCUCGUAUUACUUCCCCGACAAGACGAUGUGGAAAAGCUUCGUCUGCGCCAUGACUGCUGCUGUCGUCUUGAAAGCCCUGGACCCUUUCCGUACGGGGGAAACCGCCCUCUAUCAUGUCAAGUACAGUACCGAAUGGCACAACUUUGAAGCAGUUGGCCCUUUUCUUGUCCUCGGCUUCUUAGGAGGUAUCUAUGGGGGUCUUUUCAUCAAACUUAACAUGAAGGUCGCCUCAUGGAAAAAGGCGCGAGUCAUCUCGAAGGAAUGGCUCCCGGGGCCCAUCACACAGGUCGCCAUAGUCUCACUGCUCACCGCCCUGAUCAACUAUCCCAAUCUUUACAUGCGGGCUCAAUCAUCAGAGCUCGUAGCGAACCUCUUCUCCGAAUGCUCUAAACUGCUGGACGACCAGUUCGGCCUGUGUAAGACAGGAGCAGCCACGGCAGGUACCAUCGUCCUGCUCCUGUUCGCCGCUGUCCUCGGCUUCUUCCUCGCAGCCAUUACCUUCGGUCUACAAAUACCCGCAGGCAUCAUCCUCCCGUCCAUGGCCAUCGGCGCGUUGUCGGGCCGCGCGAUAGGUAUCAUCAUGGAGAUCUGGGUACACAACCACCCGGGCUUCAUCGCCUUCCAGCAGUGCGAGCCCGACAUCCCCUGCAUCAACCCGGGCACCUACGCCAUUAUCGGCGCUGCGUCAACGCUCGCAGGCGUGACGCGCAUGACUGUGUCAAUCGUGGUGAUCAUGUUCGAAUUGACAGGCGCCCUGACGUACGUGCUCCCGAUCAUGAUCGCCGUCAUGAUCUCCAAGUGGGUCGGCGACGCCUUCGGCCGCAGGGGCAUCUACGAGUCGUGGAUCCACUUCAACGAGUACCCAUUCCUGGACAACAGCGACGAGAACGUCGCCUCGAUCCCGGACAUACCCGCGGGCCAGGUCAUGACGCGCAUCGAGGACCUGGUCGUCCUGACCGCGACGGGCCACACCAUCGCCUCGCUGCGCGCCAUCCUCGAGACCCAGCCGUACCGGGGGUUCCCCGUCGUCUCGGACCCGCGCGACGCCGUGCUGCUGGGAUACAUUUCGCGCGCCGAGCUGCAGUACAACCUGGCGGGGGCGUCGCGCCCGCCCCGCUCGCUUCCCUCCGGGGCAGAGGCCUUCUUCAGCCACCAGCCGCUCGCCGACCCGCGCACGACCCUCGACCUCCGGCCAUGGGUCGACCAGACCCCGAUCACGCUGCCCUCGCGCGCCAGCCUCCAUCUCGCCGUCAGCUACUUCCAGAAGAUCGGCCUGCGCUACGUGCUCUUCAGCGACAGGGGCGUCCUGCAGGGCCUGCUGACCAAGAAGGACGUCUGGCAGGUCCUCAACGGCGCCGAGGAGACGCGGCGUACGGGAGGUGCCGCUGGAGGCGGUGGUGGGCUUUCGGGCAACGCCGGGGUCGAGACAGGCAUCACGCGAGAGGAGGGCGAGGGCGAGCAGCGGGGCCUCCUGGAGAGGGAGGGUCUCGUCGAAGAGGUGUCUAGCCCCGGGGCCGAGGUCGACUCCAUAUUGUAG